AGGUCGCAGCCUUUGUAGCCCAAGCACCAGGAGGACUUUGAGCAGUCGCCAUGCUGCGGGUUGUGCUUUCUUCCUUGGUGCUGGCCGGAGCCGAAGCAGAAUGCUUGGAGAAAGGCAUUGCCUAUGCCAACGGCGACAUGGCGCAGCCCAACGGCGCAUAUCUUCCAAGCGCGGCCAUGUGCCAGCAGAGCUGUGAGGCCAACAGCCUCUGCCAGAAGUUCACCUUCAAGCCCAAGUCCAGUCCACCAGGCGCGUGCUUUUUGGUCUACUCGGGCGACAUCAAGCAGACAGCAGACUCCACAGCCAUCAGCGGGACCCGGUCCUGCCAGGUCAGCGCGAGCAUUACGGCGGACCCCCUCUUGCCGCCAAUUGUCGGCCAGCCAGGUGUUGCAAGCGCGCCAGCCACGAUCACGGAUCAGAUGGCUGGCGCUGUAACCGACACGGAGAACCAACUACGGGGUGCUGUGGCCAGUGCUAGCGACUCGGCCAGCGCACAAGCCCAGCAGCUCACCGACACCCUAGCGGAUGCUACUGCGAAGGACGACGCCACUGCCAUCUCUCGCGCCUGGACCCACACCUUCGACGCCUACGCCAAGGCCAGCCCAAAGCCAACACCAGACGUGGCACUGGCAGACCAACCAGCAGGCGAUACCAGCCUUUCCAUGUCUUGGAGCCAAACCUUCGGCAAGAUGCUGGACAGCAAAGGGGCCGCCGCGGUGGCGACCUUGCACGGCACCAUUGCCAGCGCUUGCCUCAAGCCGAAGGUGGCCUACAAGAACGCGGCACUGCCCUCCCCACCCACAUGGACGCCCAGCGCGGCGGAGUGCAAGAAGAGCUGCGAGGCUUCGGCGACCUGCGAGGUCUUCACCUGGAAGGAGGACACGGUGCCCACCGGUGGCUGCUGGCUGAUGAAGGCAGCAGAUGUCACCGAGGUGGCAGAUCCAAAAGCCUCCAGCGGAAAGAAGGGGUGCGCUGCGAUUGCGGCGAAGGAGUUUCAGGAAGACCUGGGGGCAGGCCCCGUAGCGGCGGCGGCCCCGUCGGGGGACAACAGCAUGGUUUGGGCGCUGCUGGGCGGCGGCGCUGCCGCGGCCCUGGCUGGGGGCAUGGUUGUAGUCAGCGAGGGCAAGGCGAAAAAGACGAAGAAGACCCGCAAGGCUGAGGUGGCGGGGCCAGCUCCCGUCAGCUCUAGCGCCGGCGUCAGCGCGCCCGGCGUCAGCGGCCCGCUGCUGGCUGAGCCGCAGCUGGCGCCGGCCGGGGUGCUCCAGCACUACUCGCCGGAGUUGCAGCCGCAGCCCCAGUACUACCCUGCCACGUAUCAGGUGACGCCUGCCGUGCCUGCCAUGCCGGUCAUGCCCGCCAUGCCUGCCAUGCCCACCUACACCUAUCAGCCUACCUACACCUAUCAGCCAGUGUGAGGCCCAUCUCUGUUGACGAGAUCGGCUCAGCAUUCCGCAGUUCAGCGAAUGGAGCUCUUGGCUUCUUUUCGAUUCCCCGUGCUGUUUUGUUUAGUUGGGUUAGGGCAAUCAGGUCUGGCAACCCGCUUCAGGGUCAUGCCAGCGAUGUGCCCCAUCGGCUUUGCACGGUAGGUA
Effrenium voratum is the source of this 1589-nucleotide messenger RNA. The record is from the annotation of a GenBank genome assembly. NCBI's taxonomy places the organism in Eukaryota, Dinophyceae, Suessiales, Symbiodiniaceae.